AUGGGCUUGUUUCGUUCACGGCAGGAAUAUCAGCCUAUCCGGGGGGAUGCGGAAAGAGAUGACGAGAGUGUACAAGACGGAGCGGAUGAGGAUAAUGUGACUGCGACACCGUUCUCAUGGGUUGAAUACGCCAUUUUUCUCCUGCUUGGGAUAGCGAUGCUAUGGGCCUGGAACAUGUUCCUCGCCGCGGCCCCCUACUUCCAGCACCGUUUCCGUCGAGAUCAGUGGAUCCUGAACCACUUCCAAGCCGCCGAGGUGUCGGUGUCGACGGUCACGAAUCUCGGGUCAAUGAUCGCAUUGACCAAACUGCAAAAGGGGGCGUCAUAUCCGAAGCGAAUAUCAUUGUCCCUUAUGAUUAGCACUGCGGUGUUUGCUGUGCUGUCUCUGUCGACGCUCGUUCCCACGUCCGCCGGCGUGUACUUUGGCUUUCUCCUUGUGGCCAUCUUCGCGGCGAGCUUCUCCACAGGCCUGCUCCAAAAUGGCUUGUUCUCGUUUGCAUCGGGAUUCGGGAGAAGCGAAUACACGCAGGGGAUCAUGACGGGCCAAGGUAUCGCUGGAGUGCUGCCACCUAUGGCGCAGAUUAUUUCGGUUUUGGCGGUCCCGGCCAAGAAGGACGGCGAUGGUGCAGACACGGCCGACGAAUCUCCCACUUCGGCAUUGGUCUAUUUCUUGACGGCCACUGUUAUCUCAGUGACUGCGCUCUUGGCUUUCUUCUAUCUCCUGAAAAGAGAGGCGAGAGGCCGAGCUCACCAGUCGGUAGCGAAGUCUAGAGCUGACGAAGCGUCCGAAGGGGACGCAUUGACGACGGGGAGCAUUGCGGCAGCACUAGGGGACGAGGAUUCGGGCGACCCCAUCAAGGAACGACCCUCGGUGCCGCUGGGCACGCUCUUCCUCAGGAUGCCCUUCCUUGCGGCAGCGGUCUUUAUUUGCUUCGCGGUCACGAUGGUGUUCCCUAUCUUUACGGCAUCGAUCCAGUCCGUCAACAACAUCGACUCGGCGGUAUUCAUCCCGAUAGCCUUCCUGCUGUGGAACAUCGGCGACCUAGCAGGCCGGCUGAUCACCCUCUGGCCCAGAAUUUCCCUCACGCACUAUCCAUUUGCCCUCUUCUGCAUAUCGAUGGCACGACUACUGUUCAUCCCGUUAUAUUUCCUCUGCAACAUCAAGAACAAGGGUGGGGUGGUGAGGAGUGAUUUCUUCUAUUUGAUCAUUGUGCAGUUUCUUUUUGGCCUGACGAAUGGGUAUUUGGGCAGUGAGUGCAUGAUGGGAUCCGGCCAGUGGGUGCCACCGGAAGAGAGAGAGGCAGCCGGAGGUUUCAUGGGAUUGAUGCUCGUCGGUGGGCUUACUGUGGGGAGUUUGUUGAGCUUCUUGCUCGGGGAUAUCUAG
Messenger RNA from Cladophialophora psammophila CBS 110553, 1383 nucleotides. RefSeq lists its product as uncharacterized. NCBI's taxonomy places the organism in Eukaryota, Fungi, Ascomycota, Eurotiomycetes, Chaetothyriales, Herpotrichiellaceae. Gene Ontology annotation, cellular component: plasma membrane; fungal-type vacuole membrane. Gene Ontology annotation, biological process: nucleoside transmembrane transport. Gene Ontology annotation, molecular function: nucleobase transmembrane transporter activity; nicotinamide riboside transmembrane transporter activity. The record is from RefSeq and is a predicted model, not a curated record. The coding region runs from base 1 to 1383 and encodes 460 amino acids. The transcript has 2 exons.